Messenger RNA from Calliphora vicina (urban bluebottle blowfly), 1253 nucleotides. RefSeq lists its product as uncharacterized. Bases 343 to 1005 code for a protein of 220 amino acids. The transcript is spliced from 3 exons. The record is from RefSeq and is a predicted model, not a curated record. Lineage: Eukaryota; Metazoa; Arthropoda; Insecta; Diptera; Calliphoridae.
UCAACAAUUGUUAUCAUUUACAGCUGAAUCACAAAAGAAACUGAAACUAUUAGAAACUAAGAUCGCUAUUAAAAGCAUUUAAAACAACAACAACAACAAAAUUCAACAACAAUCUACAUUUAACUAAUAAUAGAGAAGAGGAAACAACGCACAAUAAACCACAAACUUACCACAUCGUAGCGUAUCAAUUUCCCAUCACAAAAAUAAGAACCAACAAUAAGGAAAAGUAAAGUAAAAAUAUUUGAAUAUUUAGUUUUUUGGAAAAGUUCUGGAAAUAGUGUGGCAUAUCCACACACAACAAUAGCAACAAAAGCAGCAGACAAGAGCCACAACAGCAACAAAAUGCGUCGUUCAUCAUUUACGCCAGUUUUCAAUAUCAGCACACAGGAGCCACUUAUUGUGGUUGAAGAAUCCCAAACAACAGAUGAUAGCGACGAUGUACAGGGAGCCGUUGGUGGUAUUGGUGCAGAGGGUAGCUAUGCUUACACAGGACGAUCAAAUAGCGAUGACUCCGACCCUGAAUCACCAAAAAAUCCAUAUCUCCUGUGUCCACUACCAGACAUGCAACAACGUCGCAAACACUCAUUGCCAUCAUUGCAAAUAACAGAAGGUAUUACGGCCAGUCAAGUGCGACGCUUAUCUGAAGUGGGUGGAGAGACGAGCAGUUUGAGUCCACAUGAGGUGGAGUUUUUGGCCACACUAUCACAAAAAACCAAUCCAGGAGGUGGUGGCCGAAGGCAUUCAGUGGUAACAAUAUCGGCCGUACCACCCACACUAUUUGGACGUAAUCGUCGUGAAUCUAUAUCUGGGGCAAUGUAUAGUGGCAGUCGUAGAGGUAGUGGCAUCCAAGGACCACCACUAACUGAGCAUCGAGGUAGCAUACAUAAUUUACAACUGGACAUAAUGGAUGGCAUUGCACAAGGUCGUAAAACACGUUCUGGCAGUGGUGUUUGGCAGGCACCCAUACUGAAAGAAACCGAAAGCAAUGUACCCGUUCAAACAUAAAUUACUUUUAUGUACCAACAUGGAUUUCUAGUUCUUUUAUUAUUUUAUCCCCCCCGUUCAUUCAUUUAUACUAAAGUUAUUCGUUCGAUUUUAUUUUUUACAAUUUAAUUUACAAAACAAUAAAGAGAGAGAGAGAAAAAACCAAACAACAGAAUAACAGCACAACUGUGCCGAACAGUCGUAAAUGAAUCAACAGUUUGUGCAGCAAUAAGCAAACAAAUCAAUAUGAAACUUUAAUGUGGCAAAAA